AUGUCACGUCGCCCGGGUGGAAUUAGCUAUUCAGAGUUAGAUCAGGGUAAUUUUUCUGAUGAUUCGUUUGAUGAUGAGGUUGACCAAGCGCAACAAAGAAAUACCAAAAAUGAUGACGAUGACUACAGUUAUGGGUCCAAUAGACGGAAAGGAACCAAGAAAAGUAAUGGAAAUGCCAGUCGCAAGAGAAAGGCUGAGGAUGCAGUAGAAGUAAUAAGGGCCCAGGCGCCCAGUGCUGACUAUUCGGACGAAGAGUUAGUGGAUCUUACACCUGAUAUCCCUGCGGACUAUGUCCCAGAUGCUGUGUCGAAGGCGUUUGGUAAGUCGGAUUUUUCAUAUUUGAAGUUGAAACCUGAUCAUUUUUCAAGACCUAUAUGGAUAUCUCCUGUCGAUGCCAGAAUUAUAUUAGAAUCAUUUUCACCACUAGCAGAGCAAGCACAAGACUUUUUGAUUACUAUUGCAGAACCAAUCUCAAGACCCUCGCAUAUCCACGAGUACAGAAUAACUGCAUAUUCGUUAUAUGCUGCAGUAUCUGUUGGACUAGAAACAGACGACAUUAUUCUGGUAUUGAACAGAUUAUCAAAGGUACCGGUUGCCGAAUCUAUCAUUGCUUUUAUUAGGGGCGCUACUAUAUCGUAUGGUAAGGUCAAGUUAGUUUUGAAACAUAAUCGUUAUUAUGUUGAGAGUACGCAAGCUGAUAUUUUACAAAUGCUUUUGAAAGACCCUGUAAUUGGUCAAUUACGUAUUCAAUCCACAGAAAAUACAAUCACCAGUAAUGGCCUUGUGCAAUCGUCGGCACCAACUCAAGGGGACCUAUCUAUACCCGGGACGAAGAAACCAGGUUCUAUCGAAGAGAAGAAGGAUAAUGAAGUAGAAGAUAUAUUUGCAUCAGUAGUAGGAAAUAAGGCUAAUGGAGAGGAAGACGAUUAUGAUGACUUAGAGACUGUUCAUUCAUUUGAAGUUGCAAAUGAGUCAGUGGAAAUUGUUAAGAGAAGGUGUCAAGAAAUUGAAUACCCAGUUUUGGAAGAAUAUGAUUUCCGUAAUGACGAUCGUAAUCCUGAUUUGGAUAUUGACUUAAAGCCAUCUACUCAAAUUAGACCAUACCAGGAAAAAUCAUUAUCAAAAAUGUUUGGGAAUGGACGUGCAAGAUCCGGGAUUAUCGUCUUACCAUGUGGUGCUGGAAAAACCUUAGUUGGAAUCACGGCUGCUUGUACUAUUAGAAAGUCUGUGAUUGUAUUAUGUACGUCAUCUGUUUCCGUAAUGCAAUGGAGACAGCAGUUCUUGCAAUGGUGUACAAUACAACCGGAAAAUGUUGCGGUAUUUACGUCUGAAAAUAAAGAAAUGUUUACUAGUGAUGCAGGAUUGGUUGUGUCUACUUACUCUAUGGUUGCCAAUACUCGUAAUAGAUCACACGAUUCCCAGAAGGUUAUGGACUUUUUGACUUCGAGGGAGUGGGGGUUUAUUAUAUUGGAUGAAGUCCAUGUCGUACCAGCCGCAAUGUUUAGACGUGUCGUCACUACAAUUGCUGCUCAUGCAAAGUUAGGUCUUACAGCUACAUUAGUUCGUGAAGAUGAUAAGAUUGAUGAUUUAAAUUUCUUGAUUGGGCCUAAAUUAUAUGAAGCAAACUGGAUGGAUUUGGCCCAAAAAGGUCACAUUGCAAAUGUUCAAUGUGCGGAGGUUUGGUGUCCUAUGACAUCUGAAUUUUACCAGGAGUACCUAAGGGAAUCUGCAAGAAAGAGAAUGCUUUUAUAUAUUAUGAAUCCAACGAAAUUUCAGGCAUGUCAAUUUUUAAUUCAUUAUCAUGAGAAACGAGGUGAUAAAAUUAUUGUUUUUAGUGAUAAUGUUUACGCAUUGCAAGGAUAUGCCCUAAAAUUAGGGAAGCCAUUUAUCUAUGGUUCAACAUCGCAACAGGAACGUAUGAAAAUUUUACAAAACUUUCAACACAAUGACCAAGUUAAUACAAUAUUUUUAUCCAAGGUUGGUGAUACGUCUAUCGAUUUACCUGAGGCUACAUGCUUAAUACAAAUCUCAUCGCAUUAUGGAUCUAGAAGACAAGAGGCUCAAAGAUUGGGACGUAUUUUGCGUGCUAAAAGACGUAAUGAUGAAGGUUUCAAUGCAUUCUUCUAUUCCUUAGUGUCGAAAGAUACACAAGAAAUGUAUUAUUCUACAAAAAGACAAGCAUUUUUAGUUGAUCAAGGGUAUGCAUUUAAAGUCAUUACACAUUUGAGCGGAAUGGAACAGUUGCCGGACCUAGCAUAUUCAUCGGCAAGAGAAAGAAGAGAGCUUCUUCAGGAAGUUUUAUUAAAGAAUGAGGAUGCUGCCGGUUUAGAGAUUGGUGAUGAUGCUGAUACAAAUUUCAUACCAAGAGAGCAACGUGAGAAGAGGGCAAAAUUAGAGAGCAACGGCAGUUCUGCAACUAGAACAGCAGGCUCUUUAGCAGGCUUAGCAGGAGGUGAAGAUAUGGCAUAUAUUGAGUAUAAUAAGAACAAGAAUAAGGAGAUCAAGGAGCAUCACCCAUUGAUUCAAAAAAUAUACUAUAAAAAUCAAAAAAAGUAA
Debaryomyces tyrocola is the source of this 2556-nucleotide messenger RNA. Lineage: Eukaryota; Fungi; Ascomycota; Pichiomycetes; Serinales; Debaryomycetaceae. The record is from the annotation of a GenBank genome assembly.